UACGGAGCGAAGAGACAGAAGCAAUGGGGAAUGGUCGUGGUCGUGGCCUGCCUCACCAAUCACCUUCUCCUCCCGAUCCUUUUUCUCUAUCUCUUCACCGUCGUGUAUUCACGCUGUGCGGAGGCUCGAAGACCCGCGAUGCUCCCUGACAGGCUGGACGCCGUGAAGCGGCAGCAGAGGCGGGGGACCCUGCCGCGAAGGGCGCCGCUGCGACCCGGCUUCUGGCGUUUCGUCGCGGACCGAUCCGUCCAGCUCCUCUACUAUCCCCUCUACGGCAAGAAGGCCCUCGUGCGUCGGUUCCGCGAGAUGCAGCGGGCGCAGGCCGGCCAGGACCUCUUCGACCUCGCCGUGUUCUCCCUCUUCUACGCGGCUCUCCUCCUGACGAUCGACGCGAGGCGGCACGGGCCGUACCGCCGCUUCGUCGCGGGCGUGAAGGUCAUGGCCGGGGUCCGUCACACCUACGGCGGGGUCGAGGGGUCUCCGUUCCGGAAUCCCACAGAGGACUUUCCUUUCCAGGAAGUCCGAGACAAGAGGCACGUGUUCCCUUUCCUGAACCACAGCCUUCUACCGGCACUCCAUCCCGAGCGACUUUACAACGGAGCCGCCUUCGAGAACGGGAACGGACUGGUGGGAGAUUUCGCCAGCCAUCUCGUCUCGCUUCCGAGAAUCAGGCAAUAUCGAGUUAAAAACGAUUCCUGCGACGUGCACGAGCUGGUGAAGAAAUAUAACCUGAGCCGGGAAUGCAAAUCCGUGUAUUCCGAGAUGACGGAAGAAAGGCGGGAUUUUUCUCCCGGUUGGCGUCCCCUGCCGUCCCGGACUCCGCGUCCCUUCCGCGCCGGAGAGACCGCCUUCCGAUAUCAGACCGACGAGGAACUCGGAAUCUACAGCUUUUAUGGGGGAAAUGACUCAUCUGAUGAUCUUGUGCUUCUCGUGGAAUCUAUUGGCGACGAUGCAGAAGAAUCCUCGCAAUUCGACUACAAUUACGGUUGGAAAGACGAUUCACCCGGCGUCGAGAUCUUCGGAGGAGAUGAAAACGAGAAAGGCAGUGUCCUGUACGAUGACAAGUGCAUCUACUCCAGCUCUCUUCUUCUGUGGAAAAAGGAUUUCGACUUCGACACCAUCACCACGGCAGAGAUCCGAGACAAAGUCACCAAAGCCCUGGACGACGAGUGA
Molecule: messenger RNA, 1173 nt
Organism: Darwinula stevensoni
Lineage: Eukaryota; Metazoa; Arthropoda; Ostracoda; Podocopida; Darwinulidae
Source: the annotation of a GenBank genome assembly